Messenger RNA from Cynara cardunculus var. scolymus (artichoke), 1065 nucleotides. Its product is annotated as early nodulin-like protein 2. Gene Ontology annotation, cellular component: plasma membrane. The record is from RefSeq and is a predicted model, not a curated record. The transcript has 3 exons. Gene Ontology annotation, molecular function: electron transfer activity. Lineage: Eukaryota; Viridiplantae; Streptophyta; Magnoliopsida; Asterales; Asteraceae. The coding region runs from base 96 to 896 and encodes 266 amino acids.
GUGUUUGGUAUGCGGACGAAUGAGACGGGAUAAUAUUGGAUGGAAUUUGAUUAGAACGACAUGAUUGAGGUUGACAGAAAUCUUUCUGGUUUUUAAUGGCGAUCUUCAUCACUUUCAUAUCUUCUUCCCACGCUAGAACCUUCGAAGUUGGUGGUAAAGAUGGCUGGACCUUAAACCCUUCUGAAAACUACAAUAAUUGGUCUGGCAGAUUGAGGUUUCUAAUCAACGAUACCCUUCAUUUCAAGUAUAAUGGUGGGUCGGAUUCUGUAUUGGUGGUGAAUAAAGGUGAUUAUGAUAUUUGCAAUUUGAAUUCUCCGAUCAUGAAGAUGGAAGGUGGUGAUUCGUUGUUUAAAUUUGAUCGAUCGGGUCCUUUUUACUUCAUUUCUGGUAAUAAAUCGAAUUGCGAUCAAAAUCAGAAGCUGAUUGUCGUGGUUUUGGCCUUAAGAAACCGAUCGCCGCCUCCCGCCGCCGCUACUCCGCCGUCUCCGUCAAGCCUACCACCAGCUCCCGCCGUGUCUCCAGUCGUUCCACCGUCACCUUCUUCACCAUCUCCGGCUGCUAUAUCUCCUGGUUCACCAUCUCCAGCGGCUGUAUCCCCUGGUUCACCAUCUCCAGCGGCUGUGUCUCCUGGUUCGCCACCUCCGGCCGCCGUAUCUCCUGGUUCACCGACGUCAACGCCAUCUGGAACACCGGUUUUGAAUCCACCAGCGACUUCUCCUGGUGGAGGAAGCUCGUCUUCUCCCGGUGGAGCCACCGGAGAAUCUCCUGGGAGUAAUAAUCCGGCAGACGUGAAUAGCCCACCACCACCAUCACCGUCGGCAUCGCCGGUGGCGCUUUCCGGUACCGUAGCUGCUUCACUUGCCACGAUGAUCUUUGCUUUAUGGUCAAUUAAUUAAUGAAUUUAAACAGAAAUUUGAAGGAUUUGAUUGUAAUAUUAUAAUAUUUUUCUUGGAUUGAUACAAGUAGUUGAGUGUUAAUAAUUUAGAGUGAUUAAUCUCCAAUACCAUAUUUGUAUGCAUCAUACAUACCUUCAUCUUCAAUAAAAUGUCACAUCUUUCCAUCUCU